AGUUGGGCGGCCUUAUAAGGAAGUGCCCGCCCUUUGCUUUGACAGCGCCGCGUUAUGGCUGCGGCCCUAAUGGAGAGGUUGGCGUUUCUUCAAAGAGUCCCCACCUUAAUGAAAGCCACCUCUGAUGACGAGACUCCUUGUCCAGGGUACCUCUUUGAAGAAAUCAGCAAGCUUUCCCAGGAGUCAGUGGGGUCUAGCCAGUGUUUGCUGGAGUAUUUGUUGGAGCGUCUGCAGAGCGAAUCCUGCCAUGUGAAGUUGAAGGUGUUGAAGAUCCUCUUGCACCUCUGCUCUCAUGGCAGUCCUCGCUUCCUGUCUGACCUUCGACGGAAUGCCACCUUUAUUCAGGAAGUGACAGUGUUCAGUGGUCCUCCAGAUCCAAUCCACGGCAGUGCCUUGUACCAGAGAGUGCGGUCAACAGCACAGGAACUGGCCAGUGCCUUGUUCUGUGACGCAGUUUUCCCUGUAUCUCAACUUCCUGCAUGCAGAGUAUCUUCACAAGCAGGGAUGGGCUCUUCCUCUGGACUCAACUCUGGAAUGCAAGGCUUUGGUUACAGUGCCGAGAUGAGCAAAGGCGCUUCCUUCCUGAACAGGAUUCAGAAAGCGGCCGAAGUCGUGGCAGUCGCAGUCCUUCCUCCUCCUGAAGAGCCCACCAUCAGUCCAUAUGACAACAGCUACCAGCCAGUGAUGGCACCAUCUAAUGUCCGGGAGGCCACAACUCUUCCUGUAAAUGCUCCUCCACCGUUUCACUUUGAGAAAGUUCACAGGUUACCAGGCCAGGCUGGUGGUGGCUGGGAGGAGAACGACAGUGGACACAGUUCCCAGAAUUCCUCUCAGGAGAAUGGAGACCUCGGCAGGGCAUCUCUGCAUGGAAGCAGCAAAUCUGGGACAGACAGCCAAUCGGCGGGCAGCAGGGAGAGCAGUGACCUUUCUGAAAGGGGAGAAGCCAUGCCUUUAAGUGACUGUGCCCAGGAAAUGCAGUUAGUCGCCACAACGACCCGAGGCUCAAAGGUCUUCCUGACCCGGGAGGAGACACAAGUCUUCCUCAAAGAGUGUGCAAUCCUGAACUGUGAGGUGGUGGUGGACCUACUUAGCCAGAAGCUGCAGGACCCCACUGACAGUGUCAAAAUGAGGGCGCUGUCGGCUCUGGCCUGCCUGAUGUCCUCUGACCUUUUGUCCAUUGACCAGAUUUUUGGAAUCACUCGGCAGCAGUUGAAACAACUGAGUAAGGGCGCCAUGGGCCCCGCCGGCCACAGAGCCACAAAACUCUUGAAGCAGUUUGAGGCACUCAUGGGUCAGUCUGCGGCACUCAUGGGUCAGUCUGCAGGUUUGAGGCCAGACUGUGAUGUCCACACGGCCCAGCAUGCAGAAGGCUCCCCAAAAUUAAAAACAAGCGCAAGCCUCCAGCUCCCAAAGCACAUCCCCUCUGGACCAUCAUGUCCUCUUUCUCACUUGAACUCUAAACCAACUGACAGGCAUGCUGCUGGCCCCAUUGACGAAACCAGGAACUCGGAGGUUCACCUUGGCCUCCACACGCAGAUGUCCCGGCCAAUGACUGACCGUGGUGCACAUUCACAACCCCAGCAGCCAGGCACGCUUGCAAAGGAGUUUGAAAUGGCAGCCGUGCCAUCUAGCGAGUGUUCUCUCUUCAGUGGGAUGGACAUUUUUACACAAGAGAAACUGUUGACUGCACCGGCCAUAGAGGCUGCAGAUGCUACGCUGGAAACGGGUGAAAACGACUGCAGCAAAGACUCGGCACUCAAAUCGGUUUUCUCCUUUCUUAAUCUUUAAAUAGACGUAUCCAUAAAACGCCAUCUACAGUGCCACUUUUUUCAUGGUAUUUUAAUUUGCAUUUUAAGCAAUAAGCAGUAAUUAUGAGCAUCUGUCACUAAUCUCAAACACGUUCUUUGACAUAAGAUAAAUAGUGGACGUGUCAAAUAAGCCCAAAUUUACCUCAUUUAAUUACCAGAUUUUUCCAGAAACGUACCUUCAACUGCAGACUCCCACUGAACUUUAUGAGCCCGAGACCAAUGAAGGCAGAUGGGCUGCCUGGUUUCUGCUCGACUGCACUUCAGUUUUGACUUUUGAGAACUUCGCCUCACCGUAUGAUCAUCACAGUCAGCCCAGGCCUGAAAUUAAGACCAACGGGUCUCGCUGACGGCCCACCAGAGGCGAGGCGGCUCCUUUUCAGGUUUUUAUACUUUUACAUCUGUGAUGAACUGAGCCUGCUGUUUUUGCUUCACGCCAUCUGUAAUUUAAACCCAUCAACCAGUGUGGUUUUUGUGCAAGUUUUUAAUCAAGUUGUAAGCAUUAAAAAUUGCACAUCUUCUCCACCAUAUGAAUUCAUGGGCAGAAAGUGAGACUGGCGAAGUUUUAUUAGGGAGUCCUAAAAGAAAAGUAACAAAAUAUUAACAGACCAAUGCACCAGAAUGAAACCCAAGUCACAGAAAAUGGAAGGCCGAAUACUAAACGUCACAUUUUGUUUUUCCUUUAAACCCAUUGAUAUGGUGGAAUACUAAAAACACCUUAAAUAAUUCAUCAGCUACAGGUACACACAGAACCUAGUGAUAUAAAUAAAAUCAUUUUACAGUGUACACACGAGCCAAUAGAUGCCAACUUAUUCAACAAUAUAAAAUCAGCAUUUGUGCAACUUGAUUUUGCUAGUGUUCCUGGCCGUCUAUCACACAUUGUUACUAUAACUUUCUCCAUUAGGAGACGAGGCCUCUCACAGCAUUUUGUUGGAGUGCCAGGGUUUUAGAGGAUGCUUUAUUUAACGCGAUCCUGACUGGGUACAUUACAGCAAUUUUUCCUUCUCUGGUCUUCUGGAAUUUCAUUUGAUUGACAUUGUGGUCUGAUGCUUGGCUGGGUCUGCUCUAAUUGAACACUUGUUCAUUCGUUGGUUGUGUGACAGAGGGGGCAAUUACUUUUUCACAUGGGGAUGAAGUGGUGGUAUUUUUUUCAUCCAUCCAUUAUCCAACCCACUAUAUCCUAACUACAGGGUCACGGGGGACUGCUGAAACCAAUCCCAGACAGCACAGGGCACCAGCCCACGACAUGGUACACACCCACAUCUCAGUCAUAUGCCACUUGGCAUGGGAUUUGUAAAAAUGUGCCAUCUGUUGGAUUGACAAAUGCAAUUCAUUUUAUUACAAAAAUGUUUUGUGAUGUGCCAUCUUUUGAAAUGAUAGAGACAGAGUAACCAGAUGGACACACAGACACUUACUCAUUUAUCAAGGGGGACUGGCGUGGAGAUCAGAAACCAUCAAGCAUGGUGAAUAAGAAAAAAAAAAAAGAGAGAAAGGAAAUUAGAAAGAGGAGAACACUUUAUCACAUUGUACAGGGCCGAGUACUAAAAGCACCAGAAACAAAAAAAAGUAACCAGCUCGAGGUGCACACAACGUAUGAAGGCAAAAACCUACAGGUAGGAAUAGCGCCUUUUAAAGAAGAGGACAACGUGUUCGACAAUCUAAAAUGAACAACUCACUGAAGGUGGGAGAAAAUGGAAAUGAUGAAGAGGCAAAGUUGAAAAGAACAAAUCUUCCAAAAGGAGGCUAAAGAUGAGGGUUGGUUUCUGCUGUCAAGGUUUUGGCCAAACGUUUGAGAGGAAAUCCAAAGCUCCAAGCAGGGCUGUCACUGCCCUUUUGAUCCUGAAGGCCCCCUGUGAGCCAUAUGAACCAGUUUCUCCAGUGACAAAUUCUGGGUGUAAACUACAUAAACCAAAAUUAGUAAAGCCACUUGUUUACAAGAUGGCCCAGAAUGACCUGAAGAGCCGAGGUGGACACAUCCCAUUUCAUGCUGAUCUGUAGCAAAACAGCAAAUGUUAGUUAACCACAGGGCACUGCUUUCAGUGGCACAGUAGCUGGAUUGUCAUUUUUAACAUCAGUAACGACACAGAUCUUGUACUGACUGCAUAAAAUGGCUGAAAACUUGUUCAUAAGAAUGCUUUUAUGUCCUGCAACUUCUGACUCGCUGGUACAAGAAAAGCCCCACUGGACUUGACUUGAGGCGGUUAGUUGAGACUUUCUCAGAGGUAACCGGGGAUGGGGUGGUGGUUGAGAAGGACCAUGCAGGUCACACUCACAGUAUGCAAAAAAACAAUAAAGGUGAACUGGUGGGCUUCCCAC
Polypterus senegalus (gray bichir) is the source of this 4121-nucleotide messenger RNA. RefSeq names its product TEPSIN adaptor related protein complex 4 accessory protein (gene tepsin). Lineage: Eukaryota; Metazoa; Chordata; Cladistia; Polypteriformes; Polypteridae. The record is from RefSeq and is a predicted model, not a curated record. The transcript has 13 exons. Gene Ontology annotation, cellular component: trans-Golgi network membrane. Bases 55 to 1788 code for a protein of 577 amino acids.